CUUUUUUGGAAGAAGUUUUAUUUCUUUGGAGAAUUAUUUUUUCCCCUAAAAUACAAUUCUUGUGAUUUUGUAAAUUUGAUUCUUUAGAUUCUAAGGCGGAAUCUUCUAGAUGGGUUUUUGGUUCUGCUGAAUUCUUUGAUGUAUGAUUGAAGAGCCAAAGGAAAGUUGAAUCAGUUUGUGCGACUCGUCGUUGAAGAAACAUGAAUCAACCACAUCAGUAUGGCGAAGCUCAAGAUGAAGCCAUCGUGACAGGUUUCGAAGUACCAAGAUCACCCGAUGCGAGUUACAACAACGUACAUCCUGGAAACGAAGAUGAUGAGCGUGAACCACCAAUGGUUCCAACACAUCUGCACAAUACCGUAUUGAACCACCACAGUGUGACUAGAGAGCAAUCUGCAGAUUUGCCAUCACCACAACACGUGGUUCUAAACCAUCUCUACCUCGAGAACAGACCAGCUCCGGGACCAGUCGUGGCAGUCGGUGUAACAUCUCGUUUUCGCUCAAAGUAUGUUACUGUCGUGCUUUACAAACCAGUUGAAAGGAGAGGAGGAAGUAGCAGCAACGCCUGAUUGUUCGUUUUGAUGGAAACAAUAGAUAGAGAGGUAAAUACACAGCAAUUGAUCUGCAGGAAAACGUUUAUUUCUUCACACUUGGUUGUGAAAGUAGAUAAAAUUAGGAUCGCGAUCGCCCUUGGACUUGAAACAAUCAAAAUUAGAUCGCGGUUAGUUUCGAAAUUUUUUACUUUUGCAGUAUGGUUAAAAAAGUAGUCAUGUCUGCUGUUAGUAUGACUUUAGCAAAGUUUCAUUGUUGUGCAUUAGACUCUGGCAUAUGUUUGAUUACCUUAUAUUCAUCAUGUGUGAUGACCUUUACAAUUAUAUACUCUUCAUUCUGAAAAGGGAUCUUUAUACAAAUAGUCUUCCA
Molecule: messenger RNA, 921 nt
Organism: Solanum dulcamara
Lineage: Eukaryota; Viridiplantae; Streptophyta; Magnoliopsida; Solanales; Solanaceae
Product: SNF1-related protein kinase regulatory subunit beta-3-like
Exons: 4
Coding region: 201-569 (122 amino acids)
Molecular function (GO): protein binding
Source: RefSeq, a predicted model, not a curated record